This is a messenger RNA of Penicillium crustosum, 1134 nucleotides long. RefSeq lists its product as uncharacterized. The record is from RefSeq and is a predicted model, not a curated record. Bases 1 to 1134 code for a protein of 377 amino acids. Gene Ontology annotation, molecular function: DNA binding. The transcript has 4 exons. Gene Ontology annotation, cellular component: nucleus. Gene Ontology annotation, biological process: DNA recombination; double-strand break repair. NCBI's taxonomy places the organism in Eukaryota, Fungi, Ascomycota, Eurotiomycetes, Eurotiales, Aspergillaceae.
AUGCCAUCUCCUGUUUCAACAGACCCUCGGAUUUUGCGGUUUCCUAGAUCCGACGAGACUGGGUCUUUUGUACUUGUCCAUGUUUCAUGUACCGGCCCUGCACCGCUUGAUCUAAGCUUAACGGCCACCGAGGGUGAAUCGCCCUAUGUUAGCAUCGUGAAACAAACAAGCCUGAAAGACCUUCAAGCAAAGAAUUACCAAGGAUCGAAUGAUGAAUGGGUUAAAAUUGUGUCUCUCAUUUUGGGACAAUGUUCUGCCCCUCCUGAUGAGCCAGAUUGGGCCACCGGUCUUGAAACUUCGGCCAGUAUAUCGGGUUCUGAUGAAGAAAACAAGGAAAUUGUGAUCACGAUACGGAAGCGAGUGCAGACUAUCACACAACGCCUGGGUGCUUUUACCCUCAAGCAAGACGAUGAACAAGCUGUCGAGCUUUUUGAAUGGACAGGAAUCACUGCAGCCAGAGCUCACAUGCUAGAGGAACAAGUUUCCAGCCUGACCGGCCGUUAUCGCCUUGCCGAAGACACUAUACAUAGGUUGAAUGAACAGCUUGAGGAGCUGAUGCAUGCGAAAACCGAACAUGAGAAUCGACUGGUGGCCAAUUUUGUGCAGGUCUUGAACGAGAAAAAGCUCAAAAUCCGCAACCAACAACGUCUUCUGGCAUCAGCUACUGUGGAUGCUACUAAAGUCUCCGAGAUACAAGCUAGCAUUCCCGAGGAGUCACACGGAACUGCUGGGAAAUUCCAUUCGGCAAAGAGAAGUGCUCGGAAGAUGAGCGACACAGAUGACUCGGAUGGGUUCGAACAAAUGGACGUUGAUCCAAUAAAGACUGAUCGAGGUACCUUUAAUAAUCAAGACACCGAUGACGAAGAGCCUUCGACCCAUCCUUUGGACGACGAACAAAACAAUAGCACGACGGACGACGAUUCGUCACAGGAUGAAUCUGCCCAGCUGAAGCGAGUCUCCCCAGCGAAAGAUACCGCGCCGCCUCAAAGAGAUUUGCCAUUUGUUAAAAGGAGCGGUGGGCCUAUCAAGAGGACUGCUCCAACCCAGCCCAUCGAAGACGCUGAAGAAACUGCGGGAGAGACGGAUGAUGAUGAUGAUGAUGAUGAUGAUGAUGAUGAUGAUGACGAGCUCUAA